AAAAAACAACACACACUGAGAGAGAGUCAUAAUAUCCAGAAAAUAUUGUUUUGAUUUUAUUGCAACAAAACAAAGCAAAAAAAAAAGAAACGUUUUUAAAAAGUAUCGAUCAAAGCUGUAAACAUUUGAUCAUCAUCAUCAUCUGAUCCGAAUAACAACAUUGUUUUAUAGCUGAUUGAUCGUUACCGGAAUUUUCAGUUUGGUUUGUGGAACAUAUUUUAUUCAACAUCAUCAUGAGUACUUUACAGAAAGCAAUUGAUCUGGUUACUCAGGCUACUGAAGAAGAUAAAGCCAAGAAUUAUGAAGAAGCACUUCGUUUAUACAAACAUGCUUUGGAUUAUUUUAUGCAUGCAAUCAAAUAUGAAGCUCAGACCGAUAAAGCCAAAGAUAGUAUUCGACAAAAAGUUUUUCAAUACAUUGAACGGGCUGAAAAAUUGAAUGAUUAUAUUAAAAAUAAAAAAUCUAAAAGUAAACCCGUCAAAGAGAAUCCAACAAAUGGAACAAAAACCAAAGAUGAUUCAGAUGAUGAUGAUGAAGAUAAAAAAGAUGAUAAAGAAAAGAAAAAAUUAAUGGCUCAAUUAGAAGGUGCAAUGGUUAUUGAAAAACCAAACAUCCGAUGGGAUGAUGUUGCUGGCUUGAAAAUGGCUAAAGAAGCAUUGAAAGAGGCUGUGAUUUUGCCAAUUAGAUUUCCUAAUCUAUUUACUGGUAAACGUAAACCUUGGAAAGGUAUACUAUUGUUCGGACCACCAGGUACUGGUAAAUCUUAUUUGGCUAAAGCUGUCGCUACUGAAGCUAGCAAUUCGACAUUCAUUUCGGUUUCCUCUUCAAAUCUUGUAUCUAAAUGGCUUGGUGAAUCGGAAAAAUUGGUCAAAAGUCUUUUUGAAAUGGCACGUGAAAAUAGACCUAGUAUUAUUUUCAUCGAUGAAAUUGAUUCAUUAUGUUCAUCACGUUCAGACAAUGAAUCUGAUUCUGUACGUCGUAUCAAAACCGAAUUUCUUGUUCAAAUGCAAGGUGUUGGUAAUGAUAUGGAUAAAAUUCUCGUAUUGGGAGCCACUAAUAUACCUUGGGUUCUUGAUUCGGCUAUUCGAAGACGUUUCGAAAAACGAAUCUACAUACCUUUGCCCGAUGAAGAGGCACGAUAUGUUAUGUUGAAAAUGAACAUCGGCGAUACACCCAAUUCAUUGACCGAUCAAGACUUACGGACAUUAGCUGAUCGCACUGAAAGGUUUUCCGGUGCUGAUAUUUCUGUCUUGGUUCGUGAUGCCUUGAUGCAACCUGUUCGUAAGGUUCAAAGCGCCACUCAUUUCAAAAGGUGUCGGGGACCUAAUCCUAGGAAUCCAAAAGAAAUUGUCAAUGACCUAUUAACACCGUGCCUACCAGAAGAAUCCGGUGCUAUAAAAAUGUCAUGGACUGAAGUGCCCGGCGAUAAACUUCUAGAACCAGUUGUAUCAAUGUCUGAUAUGUUAAAAUCAUUGGCUAAUGCUAAACCAACUGUAAAUGAAGCCGAUCUGGAAAAAUUACAAGAAUUUAUGCAGGAUUUCGGUCAAGAAGGUUAAAUCAGUUAGCGAAUAAUCAAAUUUAAUUGUUUCAUUUUUUUUCUAAAAAAAACAAAUCGAUAAACUUACUAAUACCUUUUAUUGUUGUUGUUGUUGUCUUGGUCUUCGCCACAUUGAUUUUCUUACAUUACAUGGUUUUUGAUUUGAGUAAAUAAUUUAGUUGAUUAAACU
Molecule: messenger RNA, 1727 nt
Organism: Dermatophagoides pteronyssinus (European house dust mite)
Lineage: Eukaryota; Metazoa; Arthropoda; Arachnida; Sarcoptiformes; Pyroglyphidae
Gene: Vps4
Product: vacuolar protein sorting 4
Biological process (GO): endosomal transport; vacuole organization
Molecular function (GO): ATP binding; ATP hydrolysis activity
Source: RefSeq, a predicted model, not a curated record